AUGAGUAUUUCUAGUAUCUUAAACAGUAUAUCUUCUGAUAGAAUUGACAAUGAAAGUAGUAGUAACAUAAUCAGUAGCAGUAAGCUUAGUGGUAAUGAUAAUAUCUAUAAUAGUGCUAUUGUUAGUAGCAGUGAGAACAGUAGCAUUAUUAUUAAUAGUCUUGAUAAUAGUUUUAAUAUUGGUAAUAGUAGCACGAGUGGUUUUGAUAAUAUCAAUAAUUCAAACGAAUAUUUGAUGGAGAUUGAUAAUUUAAUCAGACGUAAAGAUGGAAAAAUCCCAUUCCUUGACAUGGCUUUCAACCUUAUAUUCAAAAAAAGAAGAAAAAAGCCUGCAAUCAUUCAAAUCGAUAAUCUAGCAACGUCAAAAAAUGUUCACAAUGAUGAGAAUUGUGAUCGUAUUGAUCAAACAGAUAAUAACAUUAAAUAUACAGCAGAAGAUAUCUUUUAUGGUUCUGAUCUUACAGAGAUUGAAGAAUCGACUAAAAAAUCAAGAGGAAGAAAGAGAUCAUUUCCUAAAAAUGCCAAAACGUGUGAUAAUAAUAAUGAUGAUAAUAAUGAUGGUGACGAUAAUGGAGAUGAUAAGAUGCAAAAAAAUCAAAUUUAUAAGAAAAGAAAACUAAACGAAUCAGCACAAUCAUCAUCAUCACCACCAAUAAUAAAACAAAAAAGAAAAUAUAAUAAAGAACAUCCUAAUCUCACCAUCACUACAGUCACAACUGCUGCUACAACUACCGUAAUACCUCUUCCUACCACGCCAGAUAUGCCCGAUACAAUUGCCACUUCUACCUCAUCGCAAUCUGGUGGGAAAAAAAGUAUUUUCAAAUGUAGAGUUUUUGGAUGUGAAAAGUGA
Entrophospora candida is the source of this 849-nucleotide messenger RNA. The record is from the annotation of a GenBank genome assembly. Lineage: Eukaryota; Fungi; Glomeromycota; Glomeromycetes; Entrophosporales; Entrophosporaceae.